UGGGGCUGUAAUGGUGUCGGUGAAGAUUUCUAUUCGUAUGGCUUCGAUGGUCGGUGCAUCUACUGCGCGGGUAAAAAGCGAGUUGUUUGGGAUCGGAAGCUGGAAAAGGGCGACAUCGUUGGUUGCUCAUUGGAUCUUAAUAUUCCGCAAAUUCAUUUCACUGUCAACGGUAAACCAACCUCAGGAUUAUUCAAAAAUUUCAAUAUUGAUGGCUAUUUUUUUCCUGUCAUGUCAUUAUCAGCUAAAGUGAGGUAA
This is a messenger RNA of Gongylonema pulchrum, 255 nucleotides long. Lineage: Eukaryota; Metazoa; Nematoda; Chromadorea; Rhabditida; Gongylonematidae. The record is from the annotation of a GenBank genome assembly.